AUGAAAAGUCAAGUAUAUAAGGUACAAGCUAUUUAUAACACCAUCUACCACUUCCGCCCUCACAGACCAAUCCCAACAAUCCUCCCAAAUCCUCAGAAUCCAUCACUCCCUUCUCUCCCGCCGCCUAACCUCUUCCAACUCGCUGAUUCCUACUUAACCCGCCUUAGGCUCACCGAGCCCCAACUCAACUCGUUCCUCCUUAUAUCGGAUAACGUGUUAAAACAAGCCCAAGAGAUCGACGACAAGAUUGACAGGGAUGAGGAUGUGGGUCCGCUUGCUGGGGUGCUUGUUGGGGUCAAGGAUAAUAUAUGUACGUCCGAUAUGCCGUCUACUGGUGGGUCUCGCAUUUUGGAGAAUUAUCGGGCGCCGCAUGAUGCCACGGCUGUCAGGAGAAUGAAGGAGAAGGGUGCCAUUGUGGUGGGAAAGACUAAUUCGGAUGAGUCUGGUAUGGGAAGUACCAUUGAACGUUCCUCUUUUCAGGUGACUUCAAACCCUAGGGAUACGUCUCGGGUGCCUGGUGGAUCAUCAGGAGGAUCUGCUGCGGCUGUUUCUGCCAGGCACUGUGUAGUAUCAUUGGGAAGUGAUACUGGUGGAAAUCUAAGACAGCCAGCAUCAUUUGGUGGUGUUGUUGGAUUGAAGCCAACCUUUGGGCGUGUCUCAAGAUUUGGACUUAUGGCAUAUGCUUCAUCACUGGCUGUUGUUGGAUGCUUUUCUACAUCAGUUGCUGAUACUGGCAUUAUUCUUCAUGCAAUUAGUGGUCAUGAUAGAUAUGAUGCCACUAGCAGUAGGAGAGAGGUUCCUGAUUUCACCCCUCUGUUUACUUCUGGUAAUCUUGUGGAAUCUAGACCAUUGAAGGGAUUGAGGGUUGGUCUUAUCCGUGAAACUCUUGAUGAGGGUGUUGAUAAUGGAGUAAAAUCUGCAAUCAGUGGUGCUGCAUCGCACCUGGAAGGAUUAGGAUGCACUGUGACAGAGGUAUCAUUGCCAUCUUUCUCCCUUGGUUUACCAGCUUACAAUAUUCUUGCUUCUUCAGAAUCAUCUUCUCACUUAUCACGUUAUGAUGGUGUCAGAUAUGGAAAGCAAGCUGUUGCUGAUGAGUUAAAUGUGCUUUAUGGAAAUUUUCGAGCAAAGGGAUUUGGUCCUGAGGCUCUAUCACCUUGCUUAAAUGAACUUUUGAAGUGAAGAAUCAUCUAAAAUGUUUCAAGGGUUUUAUUGCCAGUGCCACCUCCUAUUAUCAUUGAUAACUUCAAGGCUAAUAAUUAUAACUUAGGUCAGAAGGAAAAUGUAAUUUUAGUUGUACUUGUCAGGAACCCUAAAUUUGUAUAUGCAUAUUUGCAGGUCAAAAUGAGAAUUUUGAUGGGAACAUAUGCCCUUUCAGCUGGUUAUUAUGAUGCAUACUAUAAGCGUGCUCAACAGGUGAGGACUUUAAUCCAGAAAAGUUUCAAGGCUGCAUUAGAUGCAAAUGACAUCCUAAUUUCUCCUGCUGCUCCAUCGGCUGCUUAUAAGAUUGGUGAAUAGAAAAAUGAUCCGCUGGCAAUGUAUGCAAGUGAUAGCAUGACCAAUAAUAAAGAAGAAAGAGAAUCAGGUCAGCGCUCUAUUGCAGCUGGAGCGCAAUGCAGAAGAUGCGCCAGAGUGGCUCCUUACAUUUGGAAUCAGCAUAGGAUCAUGAAAUAAACAUAGAUUUGUGUUGGACACAGACUCUUCAAGGUUGCGGAUUUGUUCCUCCACUGGUAGCAGAUGAUGCAUGGUAGCAUCAAUUAUCUCUACUCCUUUGAGAAGGCUUAAGCAUUUUGCAAAUGCAACGAGUCAUUCAUUAUACUUGACAAGUAACAAAUUUGAUGGAAGUAUCUGUUGGUGUAGCUUGAUGUAAACUCACCUGUCGAGGGUAAUUCUCAGGCUUAUGCUCUCCUUAAUGUGGAACUGGUUCAUUCAAAUUGAAAUGAGCUGUACCUGAUUAAAGUUCUCACUAAAAGUUGAGAGAGUACUUUGCAAAUGUUUUUGUAGGCAUUAAUCCACUAAUAAUAGUUGGGUCUAUUUUAGCUUUGUUA
Messenger RNA from Hevea brasiliensis (rubber tree), 2045 nucleotides. Its product is annotated as glutamyl-tRNA(Gln) amidotransferase subunit A, chloroplastic/mitochondrial-like. Bases 1 to 1179 code for a protein of 392 amino acids. The transcript has 10 exons. NCBI's taxonomy places the organism in Eukaryota, Viridiplantae, Streptophyta, Magnoliopsida, Malpighiales, Euphorbiaceae. The record is from RefSeq and is a predicted model, not a curated record. Gene Ontology annotation, molecular function: catalytic activity.